Molecule: messenger RNA, 1509 nt
Organism: Halteromyces radiatus
Lineage: Eukaryota; Fungi; Mucoromycota; Mucoromycetes; Mucorales; Cunninghamellaceae
Exons: 1
Coding region: 53-1264 (403 amino acids)
Source: RefSeq, a predicted model, not a curated record
CCUUUGUUUCCAAUCGAAUAUAGUUAAAACUCUUUCGUUCCUCUGUUUCUUCAUGAACUCGUGUGGUGACUCAACCUUCAGUUCUUCAUCCAGUAAUAUACGUUCCACAGCAACAGAAGCAGCAACCAAUAUGAUCACUCUUCAGGGCCUGAACAAUACUAACAACAGUUAUCAUACUUCCAUCAACAAUAAUGAUAAUACAACCAUGGCUUUACCAAUAUCUUCUUCCAACUAUACUCGUAGACGUGAAACUGAAGAACAAUACUUUGAAAACUAUUCUUCUGCUUCUGACCUCUCGUCCUUACAUCCUCAUACUUUGACCGCCCCACCUCCUUCACCUCAAGAUCCUUCACCUUUGGAUGCCUUAUUUUCUCAGCAUUUGACUUCUAAACUACAACAGGCUGUUAUCUAUACCAAUGGAAAUAGUACGAACAAUAAUAUCAACAAAUUAUCCACAACUCCUUCCGCUCAUCGUCAUCCAACCUCUUCUUCAUCAACCAUUACUCUGGCGACUUUGUUUCCAGAAUACAACACCGCCAACAAUAUGGACAAAGUCGGUGUACCUUUGUCAACAUCACCUACAAAUACUUCACUAAAUGCUGAACAAUUACUACCAGCAGUGAUGAUACCAGGAGCUUUGCCUCUUAGCUGUACAACAACUUAUGGUCACCAUCAUUACGCUUCUUCUAACAAUGCGGCAAACAAUCGCCAAGGCGGAGGUGUGGAUCCACAACAGCUGGACUUUUUACUUCGACGAGUAUCUCGAAUUCGUAAACAAUAUCCAAACUCUCAUCAGCGCCACAGUCAGCGUUCCAAUACGCAGUCGCAACUUCAACAGUCAGCAUCGAAUACAGGGACUUGUCGAGCAACCAAACGUAUUGGAGGUUUUUACAAACGACCGUCUCGAAUUCCACUUUACUCAAAGAGACUUCAAAAACAACAAAAGCAAUCAAAUAACAAAGGUUUCAGGAUGGAUCAAGAUAAUACUGAAGAACAACAAGAACAGCAAAAACAUACUUCAUUAGCAACUUUAUCAUGGAAGGAAAAUGCAAAACGACAAAAACAAGAAGCUAUUUCAACUGCAGUGAAGAAUUGGCAACAACUGAAACAAUAUCGACAGGAUUUAAUGACUGAUAUCAACAAUGGUAACGAUAUCUUAUUCUCCAAUAUCAAUAGCAACAAUCCAACUACAGCUCUCAAGAACAUCAAGACACAAGAAGAAGUGGAUCGCAUUGUUCAUGAUUUACAAGAUAUGGGUCUUUAGUUUUUUUUUUUUUUUUUAAACGUCCCUUUGCUUUAUCUAUAUAUUUUUUUAUCAUAUAUAUCAUUAUUAUUCUGCAUGUACAUUUAUCAUAUCAUUAUUAUACUUUUAUUCUUCUUCUUACAUUAUCAUUGUAAAUAGGAUAAGAAAACAUAGUAUGCUCUUAUCAUUAUUCUAAAUCAAAAUAAAAUAUCAAUUAGGAUGAGAGUGAACGGAAACUAUUCUUUCUCUCUCCUCUCUCUCUCUCU